GCUGUCAAAUAAAAUAUAUGUAAAGUUUAAUUGAUUACAUGAAUAUUUUGAUCAAGCUUGACGUUCGACAAAUAAGAGCGCUUCCAUCGCGCAAUCCACUCCUUUCAAGUGACGUGGCUCGAAUGACGGGCACACGUCUUGUGGAUUUUUUAAUAUAAGGUAGUGCCGCAUGUGAAGUUAAUAAAAUAAUGAUUUAACUGUGUCGAGUAGAAAGUGAAAAUUAUCAUAAUUUUUACUAUAUAGUUUCCAGUGUCUCUGAAGUAGAAGAAUCACUUUUUUGGCGUUAUGACGACUUACGAAGAAUUUAUACAGCAAAAUGAGGAUAGGGAUGGAGUUCGUUUCACAUGGAAUGUGUGGCCCUCCUCUCGGAUUGAAGCUACUAGGCUCGUUGUUCCUCUAGGAACACUUUACCAGCCUAUCAAGGAACGUCUUGAUCUUCCUUCUAUACAAUAUGAUCCUGUUCUGUGUACAAGGCCUGUGUGUAGAGCUAUAUUAAAUCCACUUUGUCAGGUUGAUUAUCGUGCUAAGUUAUGGGUCUGCAACUUCUGUUUUCAACGAAAUCCUUUUCCACCACAGUAUGCAGCCAUUUCAGAACAGCAUCAACCUGCUGAAUUAAUUCCAAUGUUCUCAACGAUAGAGUACACUAUUACGAGAGCACAGUGUCUACCACCAAUCUUUCUACUAGUUGUGGAUACAUGUAUGGAUGAAGAGGAACUCGGUGCCCUGAAGGAUUCCCUUCAGAUGUCUCUAUCACUUCUUCCUCCUAAUGCUCUCAUCGGCCUCAUAACAUUUGGAAAAAUGGUUCAAGUUCAUGAAUUAGGUUGCGAAGGAUGUAGUAAGAGUUAUGUAUUUCGUGGAACUAAGGAUCUUCAACCAAAACAAGUUCAAGACAUGUUAGGUAUUGGUAGGCCAGUGCCUGGACAAAAUCCCAAUCAACAGAGAGGUCCUGGUGGACAACCUCUGCCUCCGGCCAACCGGUUCCUUCAACCAGUUCACAAAUGUGACAUGAGUUUAACGGAUUUAUUAGGCGAAUUACAACGUGAUCCGUGGCCAGUUGCUCCCGGAAAGCGACCGCUGAGAUCAACCGGAGUUGCACUAGCUGUCGCGACUGGUCUUCUGGAAGCCAGUUAUGCUAACACCGGAGCCAGAAUCAUGCUGUUCGUCGGUGGACCAUGUUCUCAAGGUCCCGGUCAGGUUGUCACAGAUGAUCUCCGUCAGCCUAUAAGGUCUCACCACGACAUCCACAAGGACAAUGCUAAGCAUAUGAAAAAAGCUACUAAACAUUACGACAGUCUAGCUUCACGAGCUGCUGUGAAUGGUCACAUAGUUGAUAUCUACUCCUGCGCUCUAGACCAGACUGGUCUCCUAGAAAUGCGUCAGUGCUGCAACUCGACCGGUGGCCACAUGGUCAUGGGUGAUUCCUUCAAUUCAUCCCUCUUCAAACAGACGUUCCAGCGUGUCUUCACGAAGGAUCCUAAGGGCGAUUUGAAGAUGGCCUUCAACGCAACACUGGAGGUUAAAACCUCACGGGAAAUCAAGGUUUCUGGAGCUAUAGGUCCUUGUGUAUCGCAUGGUGUCAAAGGACCAAGUGUUGGCGAACAGGAAGUUGGUCUUGGUGGCACCUGCCAAUGGAAAUUCUGUUCUCUGACACCCUCAACCACAACAGCACUCUUCUUCGAGGUUGUCAAUCAGCAUGCAGCACCCAUUCCUCAGGGUGGUCGAGGAUGUAUUCAGUUCAUCACUCAGUAUCAGCACAGCAGUGGUCAACGAAGAAUCAGAGUUACUACAGUGGCGAGAAACUGGGCCGAUGCAUCUACAUCCCUGCACCAUGUAAGUGCAGGAUUCGAUCAGGAAGCAGCUGCAGUUUUGAUGUCACGUAUGGCAGUAUUCAGAGCAGAAAGUGACGAUGGUCCAGACGUCCUGAGAUGGGUAGACAGAAUGCUCAUACGACUUUGUCAAAAGUUUGGCGAGUAUGCAAAGGAUGAUCCCAAUAGUUUUAGACUGGCAGAGAAUUUCUCUUUAUACCCACAGUUCAUGUAUCACCUUCGGAGAUCACAAUUCUUGCAAGUUUUCAAUAACUCGCCGGAUGAGACAAGUUUCUACAGGCAUAUGCUAAUGCGAGAGGAUCUAACAAACUCAUUGAUAAUGGUGCAGCCAAUUCUAUACAGUUAUGGAUUUGGUGGACCACCAGAACCAGUACUACUGGAUACAUCGUCCAUCCAACCGGAUAGAAUUUUACUAAUGGACACGUUCUUCCAGAUACUCAUUUUCCACGGAGAGACAAUAGCUCAGUGGCGUAAGCUAAAAUACCAAGAACUUCCGGAAUAUGAAAACUUCCGUCAACUACUAGCUGCUCCUGUCGACGAUGCUGCUGAGAUUCUCGCGGGCCGAUUUCCGGCUCCGAGAUAUAUUGAUACUGAGCAAGGCGGUUCACAAGCCAGAUUUCUUUUGAGCAAAGUCAAUCCAAGUCAGACGCACAAUAAUAUGUAUGCCUACGGAGCGGGAAUGCCGAUGCCCAGUGGGGAGAGCGGAGCACCUGUCCUGACUGAUGACGUCAGUCUUCAGGUAUUCAUGGAGCAUCUGAAGAAAUUGGCUGUAUCAUCAACAGCUUAGAAUCUUAAGUAAUUAGGAAUAACGUAUAACAAUAUUAUCCCUUUUAUAUAUUAUACAAAUACAGAUUGUAAUUAAUAACUGUAGGAAAGUGCGUGUAUUAUGUAUAUUUAAUCAGGGCAAUGAGACAGCUCUACUGAUUGCAAUGUACCACAAUGCAUUUUUUUUUCGUCGACGUUGAGCACGAGCUCAGCACGAACAAAAUAUAAAUUGGUUAUGAAGAAUUAUAAAGAUUCUCUGGAUUAGGUGGGUAUGGUUAUAGCACAACCUCCUAUAUUCCACUAGUAAUACGUGAACUUAGGGAACAAGAAAAAGUGAUGGGAACGUUAAAAAUAAAUAGUAAAAGAAAACUUGGA
This is a messenger RNA of Cephus cinctus (wheat stem sawfly), 2966 nucleotides long. RefSeq names its product protein transport protein Sec23A (gene Sec23). Gene Ontology annotation, cellular component: COPII vesicle coat; endoplasmic reticulum exit site. Gene Ontology annotation, molecular function: GTPase activator activity; zinc ion binding. The record is from RefSeq and is a predicted model, not a curated record. NCBI's taxonomy places the organism in Eukaryota, Metazoa, Arthropoda, Insecta, Hymenoptera, Cephidae. Gene Ontology annotation, biological process: COPII-coated vesicle cargo loading; endoplasmic reticulum to Golgi vesicle-mediated transport; COPII-coated vesicle budding. The coding region runs from base 286 to 2613 and encodes 775 amino acids. The transcript is spliced from 12 exons.